Molecule: messenger RNA, 576 nt
Organism: Clunio marinus
Lineage: Eukaryota; Metazoa; Arthropoda; Insecta; Diptera; Chironomidae
Source: the annotation of a GenBank genome assembly
AUGAAGAAUGAACAUGAAAAACCAGUGGAAAUCCUAUUAAGAACCAAGUUCAACCAAAACAUUUUUAAUUGCGCCAUAAAUCACUGUAGAGCAAAACUUCAAAGUGAAAAGCGAGAGUUGAAAUACUUUUCAAUUCAUUUCAUGAUGGUUGUGGAUGUUUGGAUGGAAGAAGAAGCAGAAACAGCAGGAGAAGAAAAAAAAAUUACACAUCCAUGUUGUUAUGUUGGAAUUGAGUGGUUUGCCAGGCUCAUGAAUUAUGGAUCGUCUUCAUUAGCAGGUUUGCGAUGGAAAAUUUAUGAGAUUGGAAAAGGAAACGAAAGAGAAGCAACGUUGAUAUUAAACGGCUGUCCGUUGAUGUUUUGUGUUCAGUACCAUGUGUUGUAUUCAGUACGUCACAAGUUCUCUUGUUGUUGUGCUUGUUCUUGUUCAUGUUCAACAAAACCAACGAAUGAUGCAUGUGUUGAGGAAAUUUCAGUUGAGUAUAAGGCAAGGCAGCACAAUGACUUCAACUUGGUACAAUGCCCUGCUAUCGACAUUCGAAACAUCAAAAGUGUUUUAAAAGGUACAACUCAUUAA